AUGUCAAUACUUCGGAGAGAAGGAGCAUUAAGGGUUAGUCGAUAUACAUUAAAGAAUGUACCUCUUGCGAUUGUCACCCCAAUCAACCAACAACUGAUGGUGAUGGUGAUGAGACGGGAUUUGGAUGCAACCCACCAAUCAAGUUUGAUAAUCAACCCACAGAUACCACGGCUACUUUCGAAUCCACAAUAUAUAAAUUUCAGUCAAUAUCGUAUAUUAAGAAACGAGCAUAAAGAGAUUGAUAAAAAGGAACUUGAACGUAAAAUUAAUGUCAAUAAAGUGGUUGAUCAAUUAAGAGAAUAUGUACCUGAUAUAUUAGAAACAUCAUUACCCAAAUCAAUUAUUUCUAAAGAUAUAUAUUUAAGAAUAUGUCCUUCUCAAUUUGAUGAAAAUUAUUUACCCAAAUUGAAUGGACUCGUCACAUAUUAUACUACUUGUAAAGCCAUCCAAUUAUUUUUAACUUCAGUAAUGUUGAGUCCAAAAGUUAAAUUACAUAUACAAUCAAUCCGAGUUUCACAUGGACCAGAUCCACAAUGUAUGUUUAAUGAUACCACAAAAAUAUUCUUACGAUGGUCUACAUGUCCGGAUGGAUGUUCUCAUUUGGAUGCCCAAGGUACAUCACAAGCACAUUUGGGUACUCAUAAAUGGUCAGAAGAAGAUACUAAAAAAAUAUUUGAUAAUCAUAAAAGUUUAUCUACUUUGGUAUCAAAACUACCUGGAACAAUAAUGGGAUUAACAAAAGAACCGAAAAAGUUGGAAAGAGUGAUUUCAGGAUUAUUUAUAUUUGAAUUAAAUGAAGAUAAUUCAAAAAUAUUGGUUCAUACUAUUGAAAAUAUGGAAAUUAUUGAACGAUUUGAACCUGAAACACAACCAAAUGUCAAUGCUUUAAGAGUUUGUUGA
This is a messenger RNA of Candida albicans SC5314, 900 nucleotides long. RefSeq lists its product as uncharacterized. The record is from RefSeq and is a predicted model, not a curated record. Lineage: Eukaryota; Fungi; Ascomycota; Pichiomycetes; Serinales; Debaryomycetaceae. The coding region runs from base 1 to 900 and encodes 299 amino acids. The transcript has a single exon.